AUGAGGAGCGGCGCGUGUCUCUUCUGCUCUUCUGUGCUCUUCAUCAUCAUCUUCUGCUCUUCUGUGGAAAGCUAUCCAAGUCCACUGACAGAUUGUGAUGAUUAUGGAGGUUAUGUUCAGGGCUCGGCUCUGUUAAGCUCUCUGUGUGGUGUGCAGUGGAGGAAUCAGGAUCAGGAGCAGAUCCAGAAUGUCUUCAAGAGGUUUCUCUUCCACUACUCUAAAGCACACAACACAGUGGGAUCCGUGGAGAGAGAGUCUCACUCGGUUCAUCCGCUCAUGCGUCUCUCGCCGAAGCUGUCUCUGCGCAGGAAGAAGCAGCAGAUGAAGAAGGUCUGUGGCUCGUCUAGAAGACGCCUUCGAGACGUGCUCUGUUCGUAUCUGGGAUUCUGAGCAGUUCAAGCUACACAACACCAGCAGAUCUGAUUAAACGCUCUCCUAAUGAACCAAGCUGAUGCCUGAUGCUUGCGGUUCAGUGUGUGUGAACCAGCCUGGAUGAUGUCUUAUUAAUAUAGAAGAUGACUGUGAGGUGUGUGUGGUGACACAGAAGACAUUAACACACACUCCAGCGUUUCUACAAGUCUUCAAACUCAGAAAUCUUACAAAAUAAAGACUGAAAACAUCUUCAAUCAGAGCAGAACCAAUAGAUUUAUAAAGUCGUGGCAUUAAAUGUUGAAUGCAAUGCAAAACAAUCUCUUCAUCAGUGUUUUUGUCUUGUUCUUGCUCAGAUCGAGACACACAUUUAACACACGAAGUCUUGCUUUCUGAAAACCUGCAGGAUUAAACACAACACAUCUCUGUCAGUGGGGCAUACAUCUGUUCUGGUUUAAUCACAAACUCAGAAAUUCUCAGAAAACAAGACUUCUUAUCUUGCCAUGUUUAGUGUCUCUGUAGGAAUCUCAAACAAAAUCCCUAAUUGAAGCACUUUAUCUAGUUUCUGAAUGAGGAACUGAU
Molecule: messenger RNA, 951 nt
Organism: Carassius gibelio (silver crucian carp)
Lineage: Eukaryota; Metazoa; Chordata; Actinopteri; Cypriniformes; Cyprinidae
Product: neuromedin-S-like
Exons: 7
Coding region: 1-390 (129 amino acids)
Source: RefSeq, a predicted model, not a curated record